This is a messenger RNA of Gopherus flavomarginatus (Mexican gopher tortoise), 3066 nucleotides long. RefSeq names its product leucine rich repeat and Ig domain containing 1 (gene LINGO1). The coding region runs from base 837 to 2678 and encodes 613 amino acids. Gene Ontology annotation, molecular function: protein binding. Gene Ontology annotation, cellular component: extracellular matrix. The transcript is spliced from 8 exons. The record is from RefSeq and is a predicted model, not a curated record. Lineage: Eukaryota; Metazoa; Chordata; Testudines; Testudinidae.
GACCGAGUCAGGAGCUACCGACACGCGGGGCGCACCUGCUCCUGGGGGCUGGUCCCCGGGGCCAGCGCGAGCGGGGAUCCUGGCAGGACAGCCGGGCACCGCGGCCUGCUGCGCCUGAGGGCCAUGAGCUGUUCUCAACAUCUGGAGAGCCAAAGGAGCAGCCCCUCAUCCUCAGGACCUCAACACUUGUAGAGGACCCUGCUGUGCCAAGAAGAGCCUUGAUAAAAGGAGCCCACCACCAGGAAAAGGCCAAAGGCUGCAGCCUCCUCUAGCCCUGCCCAGGGUUUCUUGGGUCUCUCUCAAGCCCACAAAACUGGCAGGCAUCCAAAAUGCUGUGGAGCCCUCCGGUUCAGAGCUGAGAAGUCAGCAGUUUGGUCUUUAGUUGCAGCAAAAGGUCCUGGCAGGAUUUCUUCACUGGACCUCAUUGUGACUGAGGCUGGCCCUCUCCUGAUGAUCUGUAAAGCUGUGAUGGAUUUCUCUAAAGGCAAAAUAAAUUAAGGGAAGCAUCUUACUUGGAUCUGGAUCGAGGUUUAAAGUCAAACAGGGGGUCAUGUCCAGAAUUGGAUGAGUCGCCACAGACACUGCAGCACCGUGAAUAGGAUUUCAUGACACCUUAGCUCGACCGGGGCAGUUCCAUCAUUCCAGCGUGAAACUUCUGGGCCAGAGCCAUCAUCUUCUUCCUCAGCUGGGGAGAUUGCCUGAGGUUGCAUGGCAAGGCUGUGAAGGUCAGUCAAGACGUGCAUGACUGGAAAGCAAAGGAGAGGACGACACCCAUUGAGCUUCUAGCAGCCAAUUGGCCUGCAUCCUGACACCAUCUGACUUGGGUGAGAGAUAGGAUGAUAGCUGGGGAGGUGAGCAUGCAUAGCCCAAUUCUGGCCUGCUGGCAGCCUAUCCUCCUCCUGAUGCUGGGAUCCGUCCUCUCCGGCUCUGCCACGGGCUGCCCGCCCCGCUGCGAGUGCUUUGCCCAGGAGCGCUCGGUGCUGUGCCACCGAAAGCGAUUCAUCGCCGUCCCUGAGGGGAUCCCGACUGAGACCCGGCUCCUGGACUUGGGUAAGAACCGAAUCAAGACUCUCAACCAGGAUGAAUUUGCCAACUACCCUCACUUGGAGGAGCUGGAGUUAAACGAGAACAUUAUCAGUGCCAUUGAGCCUGGGGCUUUCAACAACCUCUUCAACCUCAGGACUCUGGGUCUCAGGAGUAACCGACUCAAGCUCAUCCCCUUGGGGGUGUUUACCGGACUGAGCAAUCUUACCAAGCUAGACAUUAGUGAGAACAAAAUUGUUAUCCUCCUAGACUACAUGUUCCAGGACUUGUACAACCUGAAGUCUUUGGAGGUUGGGGACAAUGACCUGGUCUAUAUCUCCCACCGGGCCUUUAGUGGCCUCAACAGCUUGGAGCAGCUGACGCUGGAGAAAUGCAACUUGACCUCUAUUCCCACGGAGGCGCUGUCUCACUUGCACGGCUUGAUUGUGCUGAGGCUGCGCCACCUGAACAUCAACGCCAUCAGGGAUUACUCAUUUAGGAGGCUCUACAGGCUUAAGGUCCUUGAGAUCUCUCACUGGCCCUAUCUGGAUACCAUGACGUCCAACUGCCUCUAUGGACUGAACCUGACGUCCUUGUCCAUCACCCACUGCAAUCUGACUUCCAUCCCUUACGUCUCUGUCAGGCACUUAGUUUAUCUCAGGUUCCUGAACCUGUCCUACAACCCCAUCCUCACCAUUGAGGGCUCCAUGCUGCACGACCUGCUCCGGCUGCAGGAGAUCCAGCUGGUGGGUGGGCAGCUCACCACUGUGGAGCCCUACGCCUUCAGAGGCCUCAACUACUUGCGCAUCUUGAACGUCUCCGGGAACCUGCUGACCACGCUGGAGGAAUCAGCCUUCCAUUCGGUGGGGAACCUGGAGACGCUCAUUUUGGAUAAUAAUCCUUUGGCCUGCGACUGCCGGCUGCUUUGGGUUUUCCGACGCCGCUGGAGGUUGAAUUUCAACAAGCAGCAGCCCACCUGCUCCACCCCUGAGUUCGUCCAGGGGAAGGAGUUCAAGGACUUCCCCGACGUGCUCCUGCCCAACUAUUUCACCUGCCGCCGGGCACGCAUACGAGACCGCAAGCCGCAGCAGAUCUUUGUGGAUGAGGGCCAUACGGUACAUUUUGUCUGCCGGGCAGAUGGGGAUCCGCCCCCCACGAUCAUGUGGCUCUCUCCCAGAAAGCACCUCAUCUCUACCAAAACCAACGGGCGGCUCACCGUCUUUCCCGACGGCACUCUGGAGGUGCGCUAUGCCCAGAUCCAGGACAAUGGCACCUACCUAUGCAUCGCCAGCAAUGCGGGUGGCAAUGACACCAUGCUGGCGCACCUUCACGUGCGGAGCUACUCCCCAGAUUGGCCCCACCAGCCCAACAAGACCUUUGCUUUCAUCUCCAACCAACCCAACGAGAGCGAUGCCAACAGCACGCGUGCCACCGUGCCUUUCCCCUUCGACAUCAAGACUCUGAUCAUCGCCACCACCAUGGGAUUCAUCUCCUUCCUGGGUGUGGUGCUAUUCUGUCUGGUGCUUCUCUUCCUGUGGAGCCGGGGGAAAGGCAACACAAAACACAACAUCGAGAUCGAGUAUGUGCCACGCAAGUCUGACGCCGGCAUCAGCUCUGCUGAUGCGCCGCGCAAGUUCAACAUGAAAAUGAUCUAACCCGAAGCAAUUUGCAAAUAAUAAAGUUUUUUUAAAAACAAAACAAAAGAAGAACAUUGCUACAAACAUACCGACCUCUCUCCUCCUCUGAACCACCCCUCCCCUCUCGUUCUAACCCCGGCUCUUCGCACCACCACCUCUUCCACCUCUUUAUACCAGGAGAACGUUCUGCUGAUGUCUCCAGGACUCCCAUGUUUGUCAGGAAGUAGUCUGAUGGAUGCCGGUGUCAGAUCUAAUGAUGAGAGGGGAAAACAAAAAAAGAAAAAUAAAAUAAAUCAAUAAAAAGUUACGAACUUUCCUCUGUAACUUUGAUUUAAAUAAUUAUGGAUUUUUAUGAAAAAAGUUGAAAUAAAAAAAACAACCUCCCUAUUUCCUAUAGAUAGUUGGA